Molecule: messenger RNA, 4650 nt
Organism: Plasmodium coatneyi
Lineage: Eukaryota; Apicomplexa; Aconoidasida; Haemosporida; Plasmodiidae
Product: Krox-like protein. putative
Exons: 1
Coding region: 1-4650 (1549 amino acids)
Biological process (GO): regulation of transcription by RNA polymerase II
Molecular function (GO): DNA-binding transcription factor activity; RNA polymerase II cis-regulatory region sequence-specific DNA binding
Source: RefSeq, a predicted model, not a curated record
AUGACCGCGAAUUUCAAAGACAGAAGUGCAUUUUCCUACCUCGAUGAAAAUUUGAACGGCAGCUCGUACAGCGAAAGUGAAAAAAUUUUCCUAAAGAACAACAUAAACUGGAACAAAAUAAACGUAUUAAAAUGUAACGAGAAGGAAAAUGAAGAGGGCAGCAGCAUCGGCAUCAUUAUGGAUAUGCCCAGUGGCAACAACAACUAUGUUGACAGUGUGAACUACAACGAGGUUGGCAUAAAUUACGGAGGUGUGCAAAAUUUUAAUAGGAGUUUCUAUUGGGGGAACGCAAGUCUAAAUGACAGAAGUAUUUUAAGCAAAAGGAAGUACAGCCACCUGUCUGAAGAGUAUGAGGAAAGGAAAAGGAAGUUGUCACCGUCUCAUCUGUUCGAGGACGCCCAUGUUGGUGAUAGUCAUGGCUUUGGUGAUGGCCACGUCCAUGGCACAGCGUCGUACCAAAAUCCAAAUGAAGACCACUUUAAAAACAAUUACAAUUUUGAGUUUUGCCAGAAUUAUAAAAAUGUCUACCUGAAUGAAGGCGGAAUGGCCGGUGGGGUGGCCCAGGGGAUAAUCCCCAUGCAACAGACGCAACAGAUGCAACAGACGCGACAGAUGCAACAGAUGCAACAGGUGCAGCCGAUACAGCAUGUGCAGUAUAUGCAACAUAUGCAGUACAUGCAGCAUGUGCCGCAUAUGCAGCAGGAAGAGGAUUAUUACGAUGGGGAUGUUCUUGCCAACAGCCACGUUAGCAAAGAUGGGAGCACCAGUGCAGAGCUGGAUGAGGACUUCCCGAACGCCGACGGAAGCAGGAAUAACCAAAUGCGGGGAAAAUACCAAAUUGAUAAAAUCUACGGAACCUGCUUUGAAAAUGUAGACAGUUCUUUUAUCCUAACGAAGAACAUGAAAAAGAGGUAUAAAAAUUUCAUACAAAAUGAAAAGAGAAAAAAAGAAGAUCAAGCAUAUGGGUAUAUGAACGAGUUGGAUGGAAAUGUCUAUACAAGUAUUCAUGAGGGGAACAGGUUACUGUGCCCAGGUGACAUGGGGUUGAACUGUGCCCUGGAGGAAGAGGAGACAGUGGAGGAGACGGUGCAGGAGACGGUGGAAGAUGAAGUGGAAGAGGAAGUGGACGGGGAAGUGGAAGGGGAAGAGGACGAUGAAGGGGAAGGGGAAGAAUAUUUUAACAGCACACCGAAGAAUUACCCAUCUCGUGAGAUUAACGAUUUGAAGGAAGCUGCUGAUAUGUUUAAUGGGGAACAUGAAAAAGCCGAUGAGGGGAAUAACUGCAGUGGUAGUAAAAAUGAGAAUGCGCGGAGCAACGAAUUAGACGGUGUUUAUAAUUACACAUGCAAUGACGAGUGGAAUGACUAUUCAUUCGAUGGUGGUAGAUUGGGCCAGCCACAAAACAGCAACCAUGACGAUGCCCAUAGCGGGGAAGAGGUUCACCUCACGGAAGGACAAUCAAAUUUUACAGAACCAGAAAAGGAAACACAAUUUUUUACGCCGUCCCAAACGGUUGACACGGGGAAUCUCGUAAGUACGUUCGAAGAUAACGAAGAUGAAGAGGAGCAGGACCAUGUGGAGCAGGACCAUGUGGAGCGGGACCAAGUGGAGCAGGACCAAGCGGAGCAGGACGAAUCAGAGGAACACAUGAAUGAGCACAUUGCAGCCGAAGGGAUGAAACCAAAUGGGAGCCCAUACAAGGAAGGUAACAUAUCGGUACCAGAAGAAGAAAUAAAUGUGAAAGAAGGAAAAGAGAAAGCACUGGAGGAAGAUGAAGAAACACAUGACAAUGACAGUGAAAAUGGGGAUGUUCACAAAUCCUUCUAUGAUGUAGAUCAUGCGCCUAUAAGCGGAAGUCAAUUGGAGGAGGGAAAUUUCGAAGAGUGCAAUGGCGCUGCGGUGGAGGAAAGGGGUUUCCCCGUAGUAGGUAAGGAGAACCAGGAUGUGGAGGACAAUGCGAUGGGGAUGAAAGGAAGGGAGGACGCAUCACCAGGUUUAGGUGGCAAUCCGGCAGGUUCUGAUAUCGACCCUGUGAGUGCAUUUUCCAAAGAGAAGGAUACAAUUAGCGAGCCCGUAGAUACGAUUAACAGUCCUGUGGAUACCGUCAACGAACAGAUAAAUGAAGAGGCGCCAGUAGAAAGGGAGGAAAAUCAAGUUCAAGAAAACUGCCUAAUAAAAGUAGAAGGGGCGAAAGAGAACUGCGAAGUUAAUUCCCCAGCCACAGUGGUUGGAGUCAAACGGGAAAACUGCGAGGAGGAUAUUAGGAAGGAGGGAAUGCCAGCAGACAGUAACGCGAGCACAGUGGAUAAUCUGCAGGAAAAUUCUGGAACCAUUGGGAUAAAGAUGGAGCAGCCUAGCCAUUGUGAGGAACCUAACCAAUCUGAGGAACCUAACCAUUGUGAGGAGCCUAACCAUUGUGAGGAACCUAACCAUUGUGAGGAGCCUAACCAUUGUGAGGAGCCUAACCAUUGUGAGGAGACUAACCAUUGUGAGGAGCAUACUGAGGACGAGCAGCAUGGCGUGUCGCCAGUCCUGGCGGAAAGUAUACCAAUGAAUGUGUCCCAGGAGGGAGAUGUCAAUAAGUGUCCCAAAACAGUUGGCGAUAGUGUUAGUAGUGGAACGAGCGGCAAGGAUACAGACAGAAGCAGUGGCCAAUCAGGUGACAGCGGGCAAAGUAAAAAGGCAAGCGUGUUUUAUGAAAAUAUGUCAAGCAAAUUUUCGAGAAUUUUCGGUUUUUCCUCCAAAAAGGUUAACAAUUAUGAAUCGGAUGAGGACUCGGACAGUGACCGGGAGAGUAGAGACAGGAGAAGGCACAGUGACGACGAGAGUGAGGAUAAUGGAGAAAAAAACGAAAGUGAUGAGGAUGAACAGAAGGAAGGAAGCGAAUCGAAUGGCUCCAAUGAAGAACGCACAGAAGAGCCGCUCCAUUCGACGGAACAACAAGAAGGGGAUAGUUCCCAAAUGGAUAGCACCGCUCAGUUGAAGGAUGUGGCGGGAGAAGACGAUGACGACGUCAACGAUAAACAUGUCCCCAGUGAAGAAAAACCAGAUGAAGGAAAUGAAAAUUUGCAAACAGAUGAAAAUGGGGAUGAUGGCCAUGGCGAAGUUGGUGAGAAUAGUGCUGAGAACACUGCUAACAACAUUGCUAGUAAGGUGGUUAGCCAUGUUCGUGGAGGGGACCGGACCAGGAGAACGCAAAAGACGAAGAAGUCCAUGGGGACCAAGAAAGUUAAUCGGAGAAAAAUGCCCCGUGUGAAGAGAGAACCACACGGCGGAGCUAACGGAGCAGAAAUUGAAACAAGGACAUGCAACGUGUGCAAUAUGAUUUUUGUAAACAGCAAUUUAAUGCAAAGACAUGUGAUGAGCGUCCACUCUGAUGAAAGGCCAUACGAGUGUGAUGUUUGUCUGAAGCGGUAUAAAAGAGCAGACCACUUGAAGCUGCAUCGGAUAAAACACAACCUAAAUAAGGAGGAGAAGAAGUUCCAGUGCUCCAUCUGUCAGAUGUUUUUCAAAUCGCCCAGACAGAUGAAGAAUUGCAAACUGAAGCAUAUAAGGUAUUCCAUGGCUAAGGAUGCUGUGGAGUGGGCGACGAGGGAACCAGUAGAAGGCGCUGUCGACGGGGUAGGUAACAAUAGGGAGGACCAUCCGAACGAAGGGGAAAACGAUAGCAGUGGUAAAACAAUGCAAAGUGGUGAAGACCAAGCAGAGGGAGAGGGGCACACUGGUAGUAGCGAAAGUGGCACAUCGAAAGGCGAUGAUGCCACGGAACAGGCAGGCACUGAGAACAGCGCACAGGGAGAAGAAAUGGAUCAGCGUCAAAUCGAAGACGACAAGGGAAAGGUCGAAUCGGACGAGCAAACGAACUCGGAAGAGCGGCAAAUUGAAGCACACAACCAGCAGGAGAAUGUGGAACAGCGGUUGGAAGUGAAGAAGGAGAACAGCAGCCCCAAUAGAAUUUCUGUCGAAAUUCGAACGUGCAACGUGUGCAGUAUGAUUUUUUCAAAUAAAAAAUUAAUGCAAAGACACCUUAUGAGUGUGCAUUCAGAAUCGAGACCAUUUAAAUGUCACCUAUGCGUAAAAACGUACAAGCGGUCGGAUCAUUUAAAGAAGCAUAUUUCAUCGCAUAAGGAUAAUAAGGAUAAAAUAAAAUACACUUGUUCCAUUUGUCAGUCUACCUUUGACACUACCAAAGAAUUAAGAUCGCACAAGAUAAGGCACUACACAUGUCCAUAUGAAAAUUGCACCUACUCCUAUUCGACUAUCUCGAAAAUGAAGUACCAUUUGAAUAAGCACAAAUGUAACCUCUUCUAUACUUGUCCUGUGUGUGCCAAGAAAUUUCUCAUUUAUAAGGAGUUCAUACAACACAAGAGGAGCUGCUUCGAAAAGAAGUACGUCUGCCUGCAGUGCAACAAAAUAUAUUUGCAUUCCAAUGGUUACAACAAGCAUGUACGGAAAGUCCAUUUGAAUAUCGUCCAGAAUUAUAAAUGUACUGUGAAUAACUGCAGCAAGGAAUUUUCUUCUGAGUUCAGCUUGAAGGAGCACAUAAUAAAUUUCCAUCAUCGGGUCAAGCGUUUUUUCUGCUCCAAGUGCAACAUGUCCUUUGGGUAUAGGAGUUCCUUUCGCCGCCACAACGUUAAUAUACACCCGUGA